Molecule: messenger RNA, 1965 nt
Organism: Glarea lozoyensis ATCC 20868
Lineage: Eukaryota; Fungi; Ascomycota; Leotiomycetes; Helotiales; Helotiaceae
Product: N-terminal nucleophile aminohydrolases (Ntn hydrolases)
Exons: 3
Coding region: 1-1965 (654 amino acids)
Biological process (GO): protein maturation
Molecular function (GO): threonine-type endopeptidase activity
Source: RefSeq, a predicted model, not a curated record
AUGGAUCACGAUCUUCAAAACCGCCAACCUCGUAUCUCGAACAAAAUCCACAGCGCUCGAUCGCGUCUCCGUCGAUUUUCGCAAGCCCUACAGAUUCCUUUUCGUAAAUCACAAAUCUUCGACCCCAUAUCCAUAACUUCACCUUCUACCAACAACCCAACCCAAUGGUCGGAUGUCCCACAACCUUCAGAAAUGUCCUCAUCUUCUCCAUCUUCGGACUCGAGUGGUGCUAACAUGAGUCGAGUCAUGGACGGAGCGACAGAGAGGUCGACGAGGAGAAGCCAUCAAUCACAAACAAGACCUGGGAUCUCUGCAAUAUUUGUACACGCUGGCGCAGGUUACCAUAGCACCACUAACGAGCACAUCCACCUUGGCGCUUGUAAUGAUGCUGCAAGAAUGGCCAUGAAGUUCUUGAAAGCUGGCGGCUCAGCCGUUGACGCUGUUGAAGCUGCGAUCAGAGUACUAGAAGAUAAGGAAAUCACAAACGCUGGCUACGGAAGCAACCUGUCGAUCGAGGGCAUCGUUGAAUGCGAUGCUACUGUAGUUGACCACUUGGGUAGAAGUGGUGCUUGUGGAGCAACAGGACAAAUUCGGAAUCCUAUACACUUAGCUCGAGUGAUCCUAGAUGCCUCGAACAAACCGCUAUCGCUCCGAAGGGUGCCGCCAAACCUCCUUGUCGGCCAGGGUGCAACAGAUUUUGCUUAUGAACAAAACAUUCCGGUUGUACCACACAGUAUGGUUGUUUCCAAAAACGCCCGCGACAGGUUUCUCCGUUGGCAAAGCGAUCUGGUCCGAGCAGAAAAGGGUGCGGCUCGUCUAACGCCUGGAACUUCUAGUCCUGCCAGCAGCCACGGUGAGGAGGAUGUACUUGAUCGCGAGUAUGAAGAGAGGGUUCGUGACCAACAGCGUCGGGACCAUAUGAAUGCCAUACUCCACGGGACUUGGAAUGAGGGGCAGCCCGAUUCGCCUCAGCCUUCUCCUUGUUUGGAGAAGAUGCCAGUUGAGCCUAUUCCAUGCCCAAUUUCUCGCCAAGCUCCGGUCUCUACUCCGCCAACAUACAAUGAUCCAUGCAGCAGCGCCACAGCACACUCGCGCAACCUAUCUCCAGAUAGCUCUCCCUCGAAGCGUCCCCGUUACUCGAAAGGCCAAAAUGAAGGUCACAUCCGCACGCGAUCAUUGCUGGGCCCUAAUAAUAGUAGCAGCAGUGAUCUAUACAAGUCCGUCGCCGACACUCGCAUGAAUUACAAUGAAGUCGACAUGACGCAGCAAGCCCGACCUGGUCGCAACGAUGGCCCAACCUCUCCCACCGAUAAUCCAUAUUUAGGCGAUUUUCUUCCGUCUCAACCCUCGUUUCAAAAAGAUGCCACCGACGCUCUAUUCCAUUCUCUAAACACAGCCAUAGAUGAGGAUAUGAUUACAGAUACUGUAGGCGCUAUUGCUAUCGAUAUGUUUGGUAACAUAGCUGCCGGCUCAUCCUCUGGGGGUAUAGGUAUGAAGCAUCGCGGACGUGUUGGGCCUGCUGCAUUAGUUGGUAUUGGUACAGCUGUCGUACCGGCAGACGAGAGAGAUCCCGAGGGCAUAUGCGUUGCAGCUGUCACCAGUGGUACCGGUGAACAUAUGGCGACCACCAUGGCUUCUCAAAAAUGUGCCGAUAGACUCUAUCAUAACACAAGACGUUCCCGCGGUGGAGCUGAUGUUGAAGCAACAGAGGAAGAAGCGAUGGAGUCUUUCGUAGUCUCAGAUUUCAUGGGCCACCCUGGGGUCAGGGGCAGCAAUUCCGCAGGUGCUAUCGGUGUGAUGGCUGUGAAGAAAACUCCAUACGGUUACUUUCUUCACUUUGCACACAACACCGAUUCUUUCGCGAUAGCUUCGAUGCACUCAGAUGAGAAAGAUGCAAAGUGUGUAAUGUCUCGACUUGGGGACCACGGUAGCGUAGUUCGAGGAGGACGAAAAAUUCGGUGCUAA